UUAAACAAAAUUAGAUAUAUUUACUGUAAUAAUGACUAGAUAAAGACUAAUAUUGUUAGCUAUUUUCUGCGUUUUACUUAAAAAUAUAUUUGAAUACGAAAAGUUAUGGCAUACAAAAAGAUAAUUUUAUUAUUAAGUGUAGUUUUAGUCAUCAGAUUAUCGAAAUGUGAAAGGCUUCAUGAACAAAUAUAUUCAUCGAUUGAAGGUGGCGCAGCAUGUUUCCAACGCUUAAAUGGAACUCACCAGGCUGGUUGUACAUCUCCAAUGAAUGGUGCUGUAGGAGUUGUGCAAAUGAUUAGUAACAUAUCAGAUGCAGCAUGGCUGGUAAACAAUGCAACAGCUGGGCCAUACAUGGCUGUCGUCAAUACAGCUCUGUUCCUUGAUGUUAUUGAUUUGUUUAUGUUCAUGCCCAAUAAUGUAGCUGGCAUUCUAGUCUACCAGAACGGAACAACAAGACCUAAAACAUUCAGCCAAGAAUCUACAUGUCCAAAUGAAGUGUCUUCUGAUCCUGCAAGUCAGUGCCCUUCAAGUAGUGGCAUGUCCUGGAAUACGGGGGGCACUGGACUAUUGAGAAGAAAUAUACCAUUCCCAAUAUUUUAUCUUCCUCAAACUAGAAUCGAAGAAAUUGACAAAAUUAACAAUUGUUAUCAAAGAUAUAACCUAGACAGAGCAAAUCAGAAUGGUAAACCUCUUUGCUCUAUACAGCUGAAAUCUUUUAUGUUUGCGGCUGUUAACUCUGAAGUCUGCUUACGAAGAUCAACCACAUCUGCUCUUUUAACACCCACCAAAGUUUGUGACCCCCUUGGAGAUCAAAAUGUAUAUUUUUCACUUUUCCCGAGAGGAAAGGGUGUUGAAGUAAAAAAUAAACCUAUAACUUUGGUUACUGCUAGAAUAGAUACAGCAUCUCUGUUCGAUGGCUUGGCUCCAGGAGCUGCCAGCUCUGUAGUAGGGAUGGUAACACUGCUCAUGUCUGCGGUAACAUUAACUAAAAUGAUGCCCGUCUCUGAUUCACAUUUGUAUGAUAGUAACAUAGUGUGGAAUCUAUUUAAUGGCGAAACGUUCGACUACAUCGGGUCGCAGCGCGUCGCGUACGAAAUGAAGUUCGGGUCGUGGCCAUCGUUCGCGCCCUUGGACUCCUCUGACGUUAAACUGCACAUUGAAUUGGGUCAAAUCGGUGGCUCUCUAAACCUCUACAGUGAGAACACAUCAUGGCCGCUCUACGCCUAUGCUGCUGACAGUUAUACACCGGUUACAGAAUUUCUCAAUGAAAUGCUAACGAACGCAAAACAAUUCAAUAUGACAUUAUUACCUGUGUUCACUAAAAACUUACCGCCGUCCUCUUUGCACUCGUUCCGGAGGAUAUUAAAGAACGAGACAGAAAGCGGGGAACUCCCCGAAGUGUUACUUGUCGAUUAUAAAGAUACGUUUACUAACUCAUACUACGAGUCCGUUUUUGAUGACGCAGACAACAUUGGCUUUGUGUACCGUAACAUCAGUGUAGGACCUGACGGACAAUUCGUACCAACAAGCGAUCUGUUGGCCAACGGCACAAUGCGGGAGUGGGACGUGCAGGUGAAGAUAUCGCGGCUGGCGACCGCGCUCGCGCUCACUCUGUACCAGCGCCUCGCCGGCAAACCGUACGCGGCCGACAUCGCUGCCUCCGCACAUUUGGCAGACGAAAUGCUGUACUGCUUCCUAAGAAGCCAGGCGUGCCGGCUGCUGCUGGCGGCGGACUACGCUACGAGCGCGGUGGAGGUGCCGACAGCGAGCGCGCCGCCGCUGUACGUGGGCGUGGCCGCGCUCUCCAACACGCCCGCCAUCUUCGCAGGACAUCUGCUGGUGCUGCUCGCCGGCACGCAGCUCUCCCUCAACAAGACCGCCUGCGACUCACUCGACAAGCCCGGCUUCUCGUACUACUGGCUGCGCGGCUGGAACCACACCGGCGUGUGUAUGCAGACCACAAUGAACUUCACGCAGGCCGUUAGCCCCGCAUUCUUAUUACAAGAUUACGAUAUGUCAUCUGGCAUGUACUCUACGUGGACGGAGUCAGUGUGGGCGGCGAUGUGGGCGCGCGUGUUUGUGAGUGGGGGCGGGGGUGGGGCGCGAGUGGCGGCGUGCGCCGGCGCAGCGGCCACGCUCGCAGCCGCACUGCUCACCUACUGGCUCUCCAAACAUGCAGAUGUACUGUUCAAACAACCUGCAGACUCCAUUGUCAAUGAUGCAGCUUCAGGGAUACUUCGUACUGUAAACUGUUAGAUCAUCAUUUUAGGGCUAAGUACUUUGUAUAUAAGACUUUUUUGUUUGCCUAACCUUAAGCCAUGGUGUAAUUUAUUUUCUAA
This is a messenger RNA of Papilio machaon (common yellow swallowtail), 2339 nucleotides long. RefSeq names its product nicastrin (gene Nct). The transcript has 15 exons. The coding region runs from base 106 to 2256 and encodes 716 amino acids. Lineage: Eukaryota; Metazoa; Arthropoda; Insecta; Lepidoptera; Papilionidae. The record is from RefSeq and is a predicted model, not a curated record. Gene Ontology annotation, cellular component: membrane. Gene Ontology annotation, biological process: protein processing; Notch receptor processing.